AUGAAUAAAAAAUUACUUGUAAUAGAAAUUCUUUUAAAUAUAAUAGUUUUUUGUGGUGCAAAUAAGUAUAUAAAAAUAUUCAAAAAUGAAAGUUAUUCAAGAGGAAUAUGUUUAUCUUUUAAAAAUCCUGAGCAUAAAAUUAAAAAUAUGUUUAUCAGGAAUAAGUAUAAACUGAGCAUUAAAAAAUAUAUUAAAAGCAAAGUGCAAAUGUCAAAUGAAAUCUAUGUUUUUGAUUUUAGUAAAAAACUCAUAGAUUAUCGACUAGUUUUUGAGUUGCAAAACUUUUUGCAUCAGUCAAAAAUUAUUUUACAGAAUGAAAACAAUUUAAAUAUUUUAAAUAAAUUAGAAUUAAAUAAAAUAAAAAAUUUAAAAAAAAAUCUUGAUAAAUAUGAUUUCUGUUUUAUAUUGCAACACACUCCCUGUUAUACUUUAGGAAGUGUAGCUGAUUCUAACGAUAUUCUCUUAGAUAAAAAAAAUUAUUAUGUUGAAGAAUUAAGAAGCAUAUAUAAUAACUUUGAUUUAAAUAAAAUUAUCCAAUUUAUGAAUAAAUGUGAAAAUGUUAAAAAUGAUAUAGACAAGUGUGAAUAUUAUGAUGAAAAAAAAGAUUAUUAUAAUGAAUUUUUACAAAAUGUAAACGAGAAAAAAAUACCAAUUUAUCGUAUUAACCGAGGAGGUAAAGCAACAUAUCAUGGGCCAGGUCAGUUAGUUUUAUAUUUUAUUUUUAAUUUAAAAAAUUAUCCUUCUAAUUAUAGUGAAAGAAUCACUUCUUCUAAUUGUAAUUAUCCUAAAAAACAUUUUAUAACACAAAAAAAUAAGGAGAAUCACUUAUUAGAUGAUAAUAAUAAUAAUAUGAACAUAGAACACUCGUUUGAUCUACAUAAAACAAUAAAUAAUUUUCAAAAAAUUGGAAUGGAAACCUUGAAUAAAUUAAAAAUAAAAACUCACAUUAAAGAUAAUAUAAUUGGUGUUUUUUAUAAUGAUAAAAAAAUUAUAUCAAUUGGCUUGAAAAUAAGAAAAUAUAUAUCUAUGCAUGGGAUGUCUUUAAACUUUAACAUUAAUAAAAAUUUUUUAAAAUUCUUAUUAUCAUGUGGUAUGAAUCACAGUCAUUAUGUUUCACUACAUGAACUAAUUGAAAUAAAAAAAAAAAAUUAUAUUAACGAUAAUAAAAAAAGUAAUCAUAGUACUUUACUAGAAAAAUUAACAGCUAAUUCCAUUGAGUCAUUAAAAAUGAUUUUUGGCGCAAAAGUAAAAGUUGUAGAUGACAUACGUGGCAUUUUUGCUUAA
Molecule: messenger RNA, 1284 nt
Organism: Plasmodium relictum
Lineage: Eukaryota; Apicomplexa; Aconoidasida; Haemosporida; Plasmodiidae
Gene: LipB
Product: lipoate-protein ligase B, putative
Exons: 1
Coding region: 1-1284 (427 amino acids)
Biological process (GO): protein lipoylation
Cellular component (GO): mitochondrion
Molecular function (GO): lipoyl(octanoyl) transferase activity
Source: RefSeq, a predicted model, not a curated record